Triticum turgidum subsp. durum (durum wheat) is the source of this 1161-nucleotide messenger RNA. The record is from the annotation of a GenBank genome assembly. Lineage: Eukaryota; Viridiplantae; Streptophyta; Magnoliopsida; Poales; Poaceae.
AUGCUCCGCCUCCGGAGCUGCAUCGUCUCCCAUCUCCUCUCCACUCCGGCCGCCUUCCGCGUCACUUCGCCCCACCGCCUCCUCUCCGCCGCCGCGGCCCCCAUUUCCCCGAGCCAAAGCCAACGCUUCGCCGUGGAGGAGUACCUCGUCGACGCCUGCGGCCUCACCCGAGCCCAGGCGCUCAAGGCCUCCACGAAGCUCUCCCACCUCAAGUCGCCCGCCAACCCCGACGCCGUGCUCGCCUUCCUCGCCGGCCUCGGCCUCUCCGGCGCCGACAUCGCCGCCGCCGUCGCCAAGGACCCGCGGCUGCUCUGCGCGCGCGUGGACCGGACCCUGGCCUCCAACGUCGUCGGGCGCACCGGCCUCGGCCUGUCCGGCUCCGACGUCGCGCUCCUCGCCACCAUCGCCGGCGAGCCCUUCCGGUUCAAGUCCGUCGUGCCCAAGCUGCAGUACUACCUGCCCCUCUUCGGCUCCUCCGAGAACUUCCUCCGGGCCCUCAGGAAGAGCUCCCACCUGCUCACAUCCAACCGCGACAGGAUCGUCGAGCCCAACGUCGCGCUCCUGCGGGAGUGCGGGCUAGCUGCUUGCGAUAUUGCCAAGCUGUGUAUGGUCGUGCCAAGGAUCCUCACCGCGAAUCCAGAGCUUGUCCGGGAGAUGGUGGCAUGCGCCGAAGCUCUAGGCGUGCCCCGCGGCUCUGGGAUGUUUAGGCAAGCGCUGCAGGCCGUCUCGUUCAAAAGCGAGGAGAAGAUCGCCGCCAAGGCGAAGUUCUUGAAGAAGAUAUUCAAGUGGUCUGAUGCCGAAGUGAGCCAUGCUGUGUGUAAGGCUCCGAUUGUGCUGAGGAAGUCAAACAGCUCGCUGCAGCAAAGGUCCGAGUUCUUCCUGUCCGAGAUGGGGCUGGAACCGGCGUACAUUGCUCAUCGCCCGGCAUUGCUCUCUUACAGCAUGGAGGGCCGACUCAGGCCCAGGUACUAUGUUAUCAAGUUCCUUAAGGCAAAUGGAUUGCUAGGUCAGUACCGGGACUACUAUAAUAUAGUCAUGCUGAGCGACAAAGUAUUUAUGGAGAGGUUCAUACGUCCUCACAAGAAGGCUGCACCACGCCUCGCUAAAGACUAUGCAACUGCUUGCAAAGGGGAAGUGCCAGCUAAUUUCAGAUUUACAUGA